AUGUCUUGGGAGAUACAAGAUCGCCAUCUAUGGAUCGGCUUCGGUGUCUUUCUCUUUGUCGCCGUCAAAGGCAUUGAACGAUGCCUUCGGACUACCGUCCAACUAAGCGAGAUCUAUGAUCCCGACCAUGCAAAGGCUGCUAAUGGCACUCAGGCAGAGGAUUCGAUAAGUCUCGAAGCCUUAUCGACUCUGGUCACAUCGCCGAAUCAGGACAUCUCCAAUUCUGCAACCUCCCUGAUUCUCUCUCGCUUCGCUCAGGACGACUCGGCAACCUCAUCUUUGACCAACGACCUCUUCUCCUCCUCGGCAGACACACGUCUUCGCGCAAAACGCACCCUCGACCUCUUUGACAGUCUAGCCGCUGAUCUCUACCCACUCAAUGACUCUGUCAUUUCUACCCUCCAUGACAAAUCUAACCCUACAGUACAAGUCAUGUGUCGAGCUUACUUGAAAGCAGCCAGAAAGUAUCGGCAAGGCAGACUAGCAAGUCUAGUAGAAGUUGCAGAAGCUGUCGAGGAGUCAACGAGAAUUAGCCAUGGUGAUGUGAGGCAAGCACACCGCUAUCCGGAAACGCAUUUUGUGUUCCCGCAACACGGGGAGAAUGUUGAAGUAAUUUCUCCAGCGAGGUUUCAGCCUGUGUCGCAGAGGGUAGAGUCUUUGGUGGAUAUGUUGGCGGAGCAGGCUGUAAUGACGCGUCCAAUGGUGAGAUUUGCUGCUCCUGGUGAGCAGAACAGUGGUCUUGCUUCCUCCACUCCACCUGAGUUGCCAGCUCUGGAUGGAAUAGAUGCUGUUGAUGAUGAGGUUCCGCAUGCUGCUGCUGCCAGAGCAAGGUUCCAGGCUUCUUCCAACCACGAGGCCGAGGUCAGAAGACAGAGGAGAGAAGCCAUGGUCUUGCAUGAAGGCGGUGGUAUCAUUGGAAGUGACGAUAUCAUUCAUCCUCGUACAGAUAGUCGUCGACAAUGA
Aureobasidium melanogenum CBS 110374 is the source of this 963-nucleotide messenger RNA. RefSeq lists its product as uncharacterized. Bases 1 to 963 code for a protein of 320 amino acids. The transcript is spliced from 4 exons. The record is from RefSeq and is a predicted model, not a curated record. Lineage: Eukaryota; Fungi; Ascomycota; Dothideomycetes; Dothideales; Saccotheciaceae.